AUGGAGCUCCGUGUGGGGAAUAAGUACCGCCUGGGCCGGAAGAUCGGGAGUGGGUCCUUCGGAGACAUCUACCUGGGUGCCAACAUUGCUUCUGGUGAAGAAGUUGCCAUCAAGCUGGAAUGUGUGAAGACGAAGCACCCGCAGCUGCACAUCGAGAGCAAGUUCUACAAGAUGAUGCAGGGCGGAGUGGGAAUCCCGUCCAUCAAGUGGUGCGGGGCCGAGGGCGACUACAACGUGAUGGUCAUGGAGCUGCUGGGGCCCAGCCUGGAGGACCUGUUCAACUUCUGCUCCCGCAAGUUCAGCCUCAAGACGGUGCUGCUGCUGGCCGACCAGAUGAUCAGCCGCAUCGAGUACAUCCACUCCAAGAACUUCAUCCACCGGGACGUCAAGCCCGACAACUUCCUCAUGGGGCUGGGCAAGAAGGGCAACCUGGUGUACAUCAUCGACUUCGGCCUGGCCAAGAAGUACCGGGACGCCCGCACCCACCAGCACAUCCCCUACCGGGAAAACAAGAACCUGACCGGCACCGCCCGCUACGCCUCCAUCAACACCCACCUGGGCAUCGAACAAAGCCGGCGGGACGACCUGGAGAGCCUGGGCUACGUGCUCAUGUACUUCAACCUGGGCUCCCUGCCCUGGCAGGGCCUCAAGGCCGCCACCAAGCGCCAGAAGUACGAGCGGAUCAGCGAGAAGAAGAUGUCCACGCCCAUCGAGGUCCUCUGCAAAGGCUACCCCUCCGAGUUCUCCACGUACCUCAACUUCUGCCGCUCCCUGCGGUUCGACGACAAGCCCGACUACUCGUACCUGCGCCAGCUCUUCCGCAACCUCUUCCACCGGCAGGGCUUCUCCUACGACUACGUCUUCGACUGGAACAUGCUCAAAUUCGGUGCAGCCCGGAACCCCGAGGACGUGGACCGGGAGCGGCGAGAGCACGAGCGCGAGGAGAGGAUGGGGCAGCUCCGGGGCUCUGCGACCCGGGCCCUGCCCCCCGGCCCGCCCACGGGGACCCCCGCCAACCGGCUCCGCAGUGCUGCCGAGCCUGUGGCCUCUACCCCGGCCUCCCGUAUCCAGCAAGCUGGCAAUACUUCUCCCAGAGCGAUCUCACGGGUCGACAGAGAGAGGAAGGUGAGCAUGAGGCUACACAGGGGCGCGCCGGCCAACGUUUCGUCCUCCGACCUUACUGGGCGGCAAGAGGUCUCCCGGAUUUCAGCCUCACAGACAAGCGUGCCAUUUGACCACCUCGGGAAGUGA
Pipistrellus nathusii (Nathusius's pipistrelle) is the source of this 1251-nucleotide messenger RNA. Lineage: Eukaryota; Metazoa; Chordata; Mammalia; Chiroptera; Vespertilionidae. The record is from the annotation of a GenBank genome assembly.